AUGAGCGAGGAAGAAAGAAGGCGUAGAGCGUUUGAGAGUGAAGUACAGCAAGCAGCAGCGAUGGUACAGAAAACUAGCUUGCAGAGUGUAAUCAGGCCCUACAAGCCCACAGAUAAGUCUGCUAUUGUCUCUCUCUUCCGCUUUGGCAUUCUGGAGCAUGUCUACCCAGCCUUCUUCAAAGCCAUGAGUCAUCCGGACCACAUCGGUGUGACCCUCAGCGUCUCCGUGGCCGGAUAUGUGCUGGGAGGGAGCUCGUGCUUCCAGGCCCUGCUCUUCGGAGGAGCUUGGGCUUGCUUGGUUUACUAUUGCUGCCAUGAGAUUUACGACAGCUACCUCAAGAGAAAGAUGGAGAUGGAAAUGGCAGAUAUUCAGGCCAACUUCUUGGAUAACCAGGUGAAUCAUUUCUGGGUGGCGGAGAUGGAGGUGAACGGGAAGUCGAAGGUGGUCGGGCUGCUGGCUGUAGUUGGUGUGAAGGGCGACGUUUCGAAGGAUGGGUGGAACGCAGACGAUGCAGCGACAGUGGAGGUGUUUCAAUUAAUCGUGUCCUUCAACCAGCGACGUAAAGGUCUGGGAACUCAGCUGGUAGAGACAGCCGUAGAGUUCUGUAAGGAGCAGGGACUUUCUCGGGUGGUCGUAGAGAUCAGCUCCCCACAGACCGCGGCCAUUUCGAUUUUCCGCAAACUGGGCUUUACUGUGACAUCCGUGCAUAGCAACACACACCCUAACCGUUUGGUCUCAAAACUGGCCAUGAUCAAUGUAAUACGAAUGGAAAAGCAUCUUUAAACUGCAAUGUUAAAUCCGUGGGUUACACUUUAUUUCAAUAGUCCGCUUUAGACAUUCUACUAACUAUAAGUAACUUUGCAACUACAUGUCAACUUUCUCUCAUUAGAGUAUGAGUACCAUCCCUUGGCAAUCAAGCCUAUUCUCACUGCAAAGACAAAGAGCAAUGCAAAUUUAAUAGAUUUAGUUCACUUUAAAAUGAAAAUUACCCCAAGAUUUUCUCACCCUCACGCCAUCCUAGGUGUAUAUGCCUUCCGUAUUCAACUUACAUAGAAAGCGUAGUGCCUCUCGCAGUUCAAAAAUGCUUACAUUAUGUCCCGCGCCUUCCAAUUUCAACUUAACAAAAAAAGCGUAACUGAGGUGACAUCAGUUACGUUUUUUUCGUAAGUUGAAUACGGAAGGCGGUCUGGCGGAAGUUAGAUAUUUUACUUUAUGACUUGUUAAAUAUUUAUAUUUUUCUUACACAAAUGCAUCGCUUCACUUCAGGAAGCAUUUAUUAAUCCCCUGGAGCCAUGUGGAGUACGUUUAUGAUGGAUGGAUGCACUUUCUUGAGCUUCAUACUCAUUGGUCCUGUUCAUUGGUGCCAUUAUAAAGCUUGGAUGCAUCAGGAUAUUUAUUAAUAUAACUCAGAUUGUGUUCAUCAGAAAGAAGAAAAUCAUAUACAUCUAGGAUGGCUUGAGCGUGAGUAAAGCUUGGGGUAAUUUGCAUUUUAAAGUGAACUAAUCCUUUAAAACUAGAUGAGUAAAGUUUGUAAACAAACUUUAAAGUUGGCUUGAGAAAGCCUGACUAGAAAGCUUGACAAAGAUUUAAAAGCAAUUUAAAACAAAUACUGUUUUUUUCUAAAGAAAAUGUUGUUUUCUUUACAUUACUAUAUGGGAUCUAUACAAACACCACAAGCAAUAAACAAUACAAAUAUCAUAGUUUGCUCUCUCGUCCAUUAGAAUUGUAAUGCAAGUAGAAGCUAAGGUGUAAAAACGUUAUAUAAACUACUUUUAGCUUUCAGGAAAGGUUGAAUCUCAUUGAUCCAGAGGAAUUUAUGCCAGCUGACCCAUAUGACCAUACUUAAGUCUUAAAAUACCACUGAAAUGCAAAACCAAAGAAAGCGGCUGGAGGUUUAACAUUCUUGCAGCAAUGACAUUGUGAGCCUAUUGUGCAGAUUGGAAUAAAGGAGCUAGUGUUUACUACUCACAUCGUUGGGAGUAAAAGCCAUGUUUAACCAGGUAA
Molecule: messenger RNA, 2004 nt
Organism: Ctenopharyngodon idella (grass carp)
Lineage: Eukaryota; Metazoa; Chordata; Actinopteri; Cypriniformes; Xenocyprididae
Product: N-acetyltransferase family 8 member 3
Exons: 2
Coding region: 1-783 (260 amino acids)
Molecular function (GO): N-acetyltransferase activity
Source: RefSeq, a predicted model, not a curated record